Messenger RNA from Dendroctonus ponderosae (mountain pine beetle), 1634 nucleotides. Its product is annotated as fatty acyl-CoA reductase wat. Gene Ontology annotation, biological process: long-chain fatty-acyl-CoA metabolic process. The coding region runs from base 49 to 1593 and encodes 514 amino acids. The transcript has 8 exons. Gene Ontology annotation, molecular function: alcohol-forming very long-chain fatty acyl-CoA reductase (NADP+) activity. Gene Ontology annotation, cellular component: peroxisome. NCBI's taxonomy places the organism in Eukaryota, Metazoa, Arthropoda, Insecta, Coleoptera, Curculionidae. The record is from RefSeq and is a predicted model, not a curated record.
UCAAGCUAAACCGAUCACUGUAAAGCGCUGCAUCAAACCACUGCAGCCAUGGAAGGUGCUACCGUUGAACUGACCGAGAUUCAGCAGUUUUACAGAAAUGAGACGGUGUUUUUGACUGGCGCCACUGGUUUCCUUGGGAAGUUGAUGCUGGAAAAAGUGCUACGAGCUCUACCGGUGAAGAAAGUGUUCCUUUUGAUACGCACCAAGAAGAACGUGGCACCUUCGGCAAGGCUGCAGGCGAUUUUUGAGUCCCCCAUUUUCGAUGGCAUUAAGCGAGACCAGCGGACAGUCUUCGACAAAAUCGAAAUUAUACAGGGCGACUGCGAGUUGCCGAUGUUGGGGAUCUCAGCUGCGGACUUGCAAAGGAUGCAGGAAGAAGUGACAGUAAUUUUCCAUUUUGCUGCCACUGUGCGCUUCCAUGAGCACAUCAAAAAGGCGACUUGGUUGAAUGUGAGGGCCACUAAGGACCUGGUGGGCAUAGCGAAGCAGCUCAGAAGAAUCAAGACGUUCGUUUAUGUGGGAACAGCAUUCUCCAACUCCAACCGAAAGGAGAUUGAAGAGCAAAUUUACCCGUCGAGGAUUUCAGCCGAAAACCUCAUUGCAGUUUGCCAGAGCCUCGACGAUGCCACCUUGAGCUGCAUGAGCAGCAAACUCACCGCUGACUGGCCGAACAACUACACCUUCACCAAACAAGUGGCCGAAGAAUACAUCGGCCGGGCGGCCCAAGACAUCCCAAUAUGCAUCUGCAGGCCUUCGAUUGUGGUUUCAACAGCUGCGGAACCCAUCGAGGCCUUCAUAGACAGCCCGGUGUCGAUGGGAGGCCUUUCAGUCAUGUUCGGGCUGGGAAUUUGCCGCAUUUUCUACUACAAGAAGAUCAUCUUGGAUGUCGUUCCAGCCGAUUAUGUUGUGAAUGAGUGCAUUGCAGCUGGCUGGCACACCGGCGAGAUGUUCCGGGACACCAGAGCCAAAAUACCAGUCUACCACAUAUGCAGCAGUAUCGAGAACCCUGUGAGCUUAGAAGACCUGUGGGAACAUGGACAAGUCCAGAGCAGAGCAAAUGCGUCGCUCAAAGCCGUCAUGUACCCGAUGUAUUUUGUGACCACGUGCAAACCAAACUACCUGUUUUGGAAGUUCGUUCUAGAAACAAUGGUUGCGCACAUAACCGAUUUGAUGCUGAAAAUGCGCGGCCAAAAACCGAUGUUGGUGUCGGUGAUGAGGAAGUUGCACGCGGUUCAAGAGUCGUUAGAGCACUUUACUUGCAACGCGUUCCACUGGCACGUCGAGAACCACUUCAAGCUGCAGAAGAAGAUGAGCUUCAAGGAUCGAGAGCUGUUCAACUUCAACAUUAAGGCUUUGGAUUGGCACACCUAUUUUAGCCAGCAGGCGAAAGGCGUGCGGGUUUAUCUCAUAAAGGACCCGUUCACCACCUUGCCGGAAGGGUUCAAGCGAAUGAGGCGCUUGAGGAAGAUUUUUAUCGUUGUUCUGCUCGUCAGUGCGAUUGUUUUGUACGGUUUAGGCAAACUUCUGUUUUUCAGGCUUUUGCCUUUGGUGUUCGCUUUCAUUGCCUACUGUUUGCGCUGCUUGGUUUGCUGAGCUGGAAGUUGCUGUUGGGUGCAAUAAAUUGGUGAAGAAGC